Anopheles maculipalpis is the source of this 3395-nucleotide messenger RNA. RefSeq names its product ATP-citrate synthase (gene ATPCL). The transcript has 10 exons. Gene Ontology annotation, biological process: fatty acid biosynthetic process; tricarboxylic acid cycle; acetyl-CoA biosynthetic process. The record is from RefSeq and is a predicted model, not a curated record. NCBI's taxonomy places the organism in Eukaryota, Metazoa, Arthropoda, Insecta, Diptera, Culicidae. Gene Ontology annotation, molecular function: ATP citrate synthase activity. Gene Ontology annotation, cellular component: cytosol. Bases 73 to 3393 code for a protein of 1106 amino acids.
CUGCCCUCAAACUAGCCAGAUUUAAAGAUCAAGUGACAACACGAAAACAGACACAAGAAAUACCAUAGCAAGAUGUCCGCCAAAGCAAUACGCGAAGCCACCGGCAAAGACAUUAUCAACCGUCAUCUACAGGGCGAUCAUGGAGCGGCCAAGUGUCGCUUUGCAACCGUGACCGAAACUACACAGUGGCAGCAGCUGGUGCUGGACAACCCGUGGUUGGAGACAUCGCCUCUUGUGGUGAAACCGGAUCAGCUGAUCAAGAGACGCGGCAAACUUGGACUGAUUGCUGUUAACAAAAAUCUAGCCCAAGUAAAGACAUGGGUCAACGAACGGAUGGGCAAAGAUCAGAAGGUUGGAAAUGCUACGGGAAAGCUGCGCAAUUUUAUCAUCGAACCGUUUGUUCCGCACAAAGAUAUUGAGGAAGCGUACGUAUGCAUCUACUCGCACCGGACGGCCGACACAAUACUGUUCUACCACCAGGGCGGAGUUGACAUUGGCGAUGUGGACUCGAAAGCAUUGAAGCUGGAUGUACCUGUCGGCAAGGAUGUCACUGUGGCAGAAAUUGAAAAAGUUUUGCUGACUGAAAUUCCUUCCGCCAAGAAGCAACGAGUGGCCAGCUUUGUGUACAAUCUCUACCGAUUGUAUGUGGAUCUAUACUUUACGUACUUGGAAAUCAAUCCACUGGUCAUCACGAACGAUUCCAUCUACAUUCUCGACUUGGCUGCCAAGGUCGAUGCGACUGCGGAUUUCAUCUGUCGGCCGAAAUGGGGUGAAAUUGAUUAUCCGCCACCGUUCGGACGGGACGCCUUCCCGGAGGAAGCGUAUAUUGCCGAUUUGGAUGCAAAGAGUGGCGCUUCACUGAAGCUGACGAUUCUGAACCGGAACGGUCGCAUCUGGACGAUGGUUGCCGGUGGUGGUGCUAGUGUGAUCUAUUCCGAUACGAUCUGCGAUCUGGGCGGUGCUAGCGAGCUAGCCAACUAUGGUGAAUACAGUGGUGCACCGUCCGAACAGCAGACGUACGAGUAUGCUAAAACCAUUCUCAGUCUGAUGACCAGCAGCCCGAAACAUCCGGAUGGUAAGGUGUUGAUCACUGGCGGAGGCAUUGCUAACUUUACCAAUGUGGCAGCAACGUUUAGCGGCAUUAUUACCGCACUGCGCGACUAUCAGCAGAAGCUGAUCGAACACAAUGUGUCGAUCUUUGUGCGCCGUGCAGGUCCGAACUACCAGGAAGGUUUGCGCAAGAUGCGUGAGAUUGGCAGCAGCUUGGGCAUUCCGCUAUAUGUGUUCGGGCCGGAAACACACAUGACGGCUAUUUGCGGUAUGGCACUGGGAAAGAAACCGAUCGCGAAGAGUAACAAUGUUCACUUUGCCACGGCUAACUUUCUUCUGCCGGGUGGCCAACAGGGAGCCGAAUCGUCUAAGAAAUCGUCUACCGGCAGUCAGGAAAAUGCAGCUAGCAGUGGCGUUAGUAAGAAAUUGAUCUCACCCGCUACUUCCCCGGUAGGCGAAACUGGUUCGGUCCGAAUGUCCCAAACUGAGAUCGGCUCGGAUGCGUACCGACAAAUGUUUACCAACCGCACCAAGGCGCUCGUUUGGGGCAUGCAAACCCGAGCUGUCCAGUCGAUGCUGGAUUUCGAUUUUAUCUGCAGCCGAGAUGAACCUUCCGUCGUGGCUAUGGUGUACCCGUUCACCGGAUACCAUAAGCAAAAGUUCUACUGGGGUCACAAGGAAGUGCUGAUCCCGGUGUAUUCCAAAAUGUCGGAAGCCAUUAACAAGCAUAAGGAGGCGGACGUGUUGGUAAACUUUGCGUCCCUACGCUCCGCUUACGAUAGUUCGAUCGAAGUGUUGGACUAUCCGCAGAUCCGCACGAUUGCUAUCAUUGCUGAAGGCAUUCCGGAGAAUUUGACGCGCAAGCUGAACAUGGCCGCACGGGAACGCAACGUGUCGAUCAUCGGUCCGGCUACGGUCGGUGGUGUUAAGCCGGGUUGCUUCAAGAUCGGCAAUACGGGCGGUAUGCUCGACAACAUUAUACAUUCCAAGCUGUAUCGUGCUGGUAGCGUUGCGUACGUGUCCCGCUCGGGCGGUAUGUCUAACGAGCUGAACAACAUCCUUUCGCUGACGACGGAUGGCGUGUACGAGGGUGUAGCGAUUGGUGGCGAUCGUUAUCCGGGCACAACCUUCAUGGAUCACAUCAUGCGCUAUCAGGCCGAUCCGGCCGCCAAGAUGAUCGUGCUGUUGGGUGAAGUUGGUGGCGUGGAGGAAUACGAAGUGUGUGAAGCGCUUAAGGAUGGUCGCAUCACCAAGCCGCUGAUUGCCUGGUGUAUUGGCACGUGUGCCGGAAUGUUCACGUCCGAGGUGCAGUUCGGGCACGCGGGAUCCUGUGCGAAUACGGAUCGUGAAACUGCGUCGGCCAAAAACAAGUCUUUGGCGGAAGCGGGUGCCCAUGUGCCGAAAUCUUUCGAUGCGUUCGGAGAUCUCAUCGCAUCGGUGUACGAGAACAUGGUGAAGGAAGGACACAUUGUGCCUGCCGAAGAAGUUCCACCGCCGACCGUACCGAUGGAUUAUUCGUGGGCCCGUGAGCUUGGACUGAUCCGGAAGCCGGCUUCGUUCAUGACGUCGAUUUGUGACGAGAGAGGCCAGGAGCUGCUGUACGCCGGUAUGCCGAUCAGUGAUGUGCUGCAGAAGAACGUUGGCAUCGGUGGUGUGGUGUCGCUGCUUUGGUUCCAGCGCUGUCUGCCACCGUACGUGUGUAAGUUCUUCGAAAUGUGUCUGAUGGUUACGGCUGACCAUGGACCGGCCGUGUCCGGCGCGCACAACACGAUCGUUUGUGCACGUGCGGGAAAAGAUUUGGUAUCGUCGGUGGUGAGCGGUCUGCUUACGAUCGGUGAUCGUUUCGGUGGUGCACUGGACGGUGCCGCCAAACAGUUUUCCGAGGCGUACGAUUCCAACCUUCAUCCGAUGGAGUUUGUAAACUCUAUGCGCAAGAAGGGUCAACUGAUCAUGGGUAUCGGUCAUCGAGUAAAAUCGAUCAACAAUCCGGACGUGCGUGUGAAGAUCAUCAAGGAGUUUGUAAUGCAAAACUUCCCAGCUUACCCGCUGCUAGAAUACGCGUUGGAAGUGGAAAAGAUUACCACCAGCAAGAAACCGAAUCUAAUUUUGAACGUUGAUGGAGUGAUUGCCACGUCUUUUGUCGAUUUGCUGCGAAACUGUGGUUCUUUCACAAGCGAGGAAGCUCAGGAAUACAUUAACAUCGGUGCGAUCAAUUCGCUGUUUGUGUUGGGACGCAGCAUCGGAUUCAUCGGACAUUACAUGGAUCAGAAGCGCUUGAAGCAGGGCCUGUAUCGUCAUCCGUGGGACGAUAUCUCGUACGUUCUUCCCGAGCAGUACAACUAAAG